Daphnia magna is the source of this 1772-nucleotide messenger RNA. Its product is annotated as hydroxyproline O-galactosyltransferase GALT3. Gene Ontology annotation, cellular component: membrane. Gene Ontology annotation, molecular function: hexosyltransferase activity. Lineage: Eukaryota; Metazoa; Arthropoda; Branchiopoda; Diplostraca; Daphniidae. The record is from RefSeq and is a predicted model, not a curated record.
AUGGUGUUCACCAAAGCAAGUUUGUCGUCUUUGUGUAAUACGCUUAACUUAUGGAAAAAAGCUUCCAUCAGGUGGUUAAACACUGAAAGUUCACUGUGGAGUUUGUCGUUGGUGUUCGUCAUCAGCAGCGCGUUGUAUCUGAUUUAUUUCGUACAUCCAGUUGACAUUUUCCAUCAACAGAGACAGAAGCAAGUCGAUGUUCUAAGGGAUCUGAGUUCGAAAUCCACGGAAUUGGAGGAGAAUCAAACUGGCAAAGGAAAUGUAGAGAUGUUAUUUCAAGGAAACCAAAUUCUAGAAAUAACUCUGAAUGCUUGUCGCAAUGCUAAGAAAAGUCUGUCGGUUUCAUUAGAAAAAGCCAAAGAAAUUCGGCAAAUGGCCACCACAUUGAACGUUAAAUUGGAACUGUGUGAAAAACAGCGGAGACAAGAGAAGCAAAAAUCGGAGGAUUUGACAAGAAUUUUCAAUGAAGAAAAGAAGAUAAUCGAAUCAAACGUAACGUUAAAUCGAGAAUUUUUCGAUUUUCUGGGCUAGCACAUGCGCAACACGCCCUACAAGGGUGUGGAAGAGUACGUCCGAUAUUCAGCAGUUCGUCUACGGCUGUCACCUUUAGUCAACGUGAUGAAACUCAAAACAGAGUUGGGUCCAGUCAUGAAUGAUGUCCUUUCAUUUAAUUACCCCAUUAGUGUCUCGCGGUGCCAGGAGAGUGCCAUCGGAAAUCAAAGUGUUUUUUUAGCUGUGAUAUCCGCAACGAAUAAUUUCGUCAAGAGACAAAUGAUACGACAGACGUGGCUCCGUCACUUUGAAACGGCGCAUGCAGAACUGGGCAUGAAACGGUUUGCUUUCAUUUUGGGGAUGGCAGACGACAAUGCGACGCAGAAGAGCGUAGAAGAAGAGAGCAAGAAAUUCGGCGACAUUAUCCAAAUUGGAAUGUCCGAUUUCUACCGAAAUCUGUCGUUGAAAGUGGCUGCGUUGUUCAAUUGGCUUUACAGGAAUUGUGACAAAAUCGACUUUGUCUUCAAAGUGGACGAUGACGUCUACGUCAACGUCCGCAAUUUAGCCCAUUUCGUUCAUUCUUUCCACAAUCGAUCCACUAAUAGCAUCUUUGGCGUAUCUGCUGUUAACCUUAGACCUGCCCGAGGUGGCAAAUGGAACAUCACGUUCGAAGAGUGGCCGUGGAAUGAAUAUCCCCCUUACUUUUUUGGACCAGCUGUUUUGAUGCAUGGAAGUGCAAUUGUUCCGUUAUUAGCCAGCUUUCAAACGACGCCCAUCAUGCCGUUCGACGACAUAUACUACAGCGGAAUCUGCCCCGCCAAAGUUGGAAUCCACGUCCGUUUCUCAACUGAUUCAUCCAGUGUCCUCGCCAUGAAUUUGCGUGGCACUCCUAGCCCGUGCGAGCUGCGUCGUUUCAUCUCGUGGCUCACUGUGUCCGGCAGUCACAUGAACGACUCUCAUGUUGCCACCAGCAAUUUUUACAGCAACGUGACCCAAUGCAUUUUCGCUGACAACGCAGCAGCCAAUCCCAGUGAGCCAGUCCAGUUUUACUUCCGUUAGUCAAAACAAUGGACUUCCUGAUUGGUAAAGUUGUAUUUUUGAAUCCCUGGCAAUAAGUUUUUCAUCAUUUCUUUUCACCCAAUGGUACCAAAUGAUUUCACCAUAUCUGUUAAUUGACGUCUGACAUGCGGCUAAUUAAAUGGAUUCAUGUCGAACGCAUUUCCUUCCGGUUCGCCAUCGUUAAUCUCUCUGCAAUAAACAAGCGGUGCUAUUCAAAAGCA